GUCCAUCAUCCAUCCAUCAGUGCCUUCAGAUAGGCAGGUUGUCCUCCAGAGUCACGUGGCCAUGCUGAGCAUCCUUUGCAGAUCCAGCAGGCUGUGUGGCGUGUCUUCACUGGGUUACGGUAUGGACCAGUACUGCUGCUGCUGCUGCUGCUGCCGUGUUUAGUCGCAGCAUCUCUUGCUUCUAGUUUUUCUGCAUUCUGGACUGCUCUCCGAAAUCGCAGGUUAUGCCACCCCAAAGGCUUCCUGGAUCCCCAACUGUGAAAGAGAAAGGCUGAUCCCCAUCCUCCCCCAGGUUCCUGCUGCUCUGCACCCCAUCUUUCCCCCCUUUCCUCUCCUGCUUAUUCCCCUCUCCCAACUGCACUAACCCUACCUGACUUAGACAGCUGACCCUGCCACCCCUGUCAUCGUUUACCUCUAGGACUGUUCGUCCAGUCACAUCUUCCCCCCACAAAUCCUUCCCCACAGCCCAGUCUCUCUCUUAGUUUUAUUCCAGCCACGCUAGCCAUCUUUUCUGCAGGCCCCUGCCCUCGUUAUAGAGCUAUUCUUCAUCCACUGGCUGCACUUCAGGCCCCAUGGCUACAGGAGGUCAUGCCCCAGAGAUAGAUGUGUUGAUUAACCUACAACAGGUAAAGGUGGAGGAAGAAGAUGAGGAAGGAUCAGUGGAGGAACGUGAGGAAGAAGAGGAGGAGGAGGAGAACUGGGAGAAAGCACUGUCUGUGGAGCGCUUUGGAGACAUCAUCAGUGACUCUGCUUCCACCAGCGGAGACAGGAUGGGCCGACACUACACUGAGAAAGAUUUUGAAUAUCACAGACACACAUUUCACCAUACGCACCACCCCUUGUCCACCCACCUGCCCCUGUCCCAGCGUCUACGCAAGAGGGUGCACAGCACGGACAGAAGGCGCAAAAAGAAACGGAAGAAAAAAAAGACCUCUCUUCCCCCCUCCGAUGUUACACCCACCAUCCAUGAGGUAGACGAGGAAGAGGCGGAGUCUGAGACAGACAGACAGGGGGUGGCUGCCACGCCCACAGAGCUACCUGAUGUCCAACCACAGUUUAGUUUGGGGAGCCAAGAGGACUUGGAGGAACCCCUUCCGCUCACUACCUUCCACACGGAAAACGAAGAACAUCCAUUGUCACGGAAAGCCGCACCCAGUCUGAUAAAGGGGGAGGCUCAUAAUGGGGAAAUUGCUGUUCUUGGACAGAAUGAGAAGGUGGAUGGAGAGGAAGCGGCUUGCAGCAGUGUUCCUCCAGGAUCAGAUCCCUCAAGUUCAGCCAUCACCCGCGGCUGGUUCCGUAGGAAGCCCGUCCACCAUCGUAUGGCGGGCGCCCAGCGGAGCAACUAUGACCUGCGGGAGCGGAUCUGCAUAGGCAGCAUGACUGCUCUGGAGAUGGCUGUCUACCAGCAGGUGCCUACUGAUGAGGCUGAGGCCCAGAUGUUGGCCAGUGCCGAUUUGGAUGACAUGAAAAGUCAUAGAUUUGAGGACAACCCCGGGGUGAGACGCCACCUGGUGAAGAAGUCAUCACGAUGUCUGAUGAGCCGGACCAGCAACAGUUCCACACCGCUAUGCAGUCUGAAGAAGAAGAAGAGAGCAGCAGAUAAGAAAACUCAUGAGUUGUUUGUGGAGCUGAACGAGCUGAUUGUGGAGAAGGACCAUGAAAUGCGUUGGAAGGAGCGGGCCCGCUGGAUCAAGUUUGAAGAGGAUGUGGAGGAGGAGACAGACCGCUGGGGCAAACCUCAUGUGGCCUCACUCUCCUUCCGCAGCUUGCUGGAGCUUCGCCGCACCAUCACACACGGUGCCAUCCUUCUGGACCUCGAGCAGAACUCUCUGCCCGGCAUUGCCCAUCUGGUGGUGGAGACGAUGAUCAUCUCUGAUCAGAUCCGAGCUGAGGACAGACCCAGUGUCCUUCGGGCUCUGCUUCUCAAACACAGCCAUCCGAGUGAUCUGAAACAUCGUUUUCACCGCCACCACUCGUCCGGCAGUCUGCAUGGCAGCUUCAAUCACAACCACGUCCAGGACACCAAUCUGCCACUGGUGGCUGAAGAACAAGACGAGCUCCAGGAUAACAAAGGGCCGGUGUACGACCCAAAACAAGACGUGUUUGUCAGCCUGUUUAAAUCUCUCCACCCUCUGCCUCCUGAGAGCCAUCCAGCUGCAGCCAGAUCGAUGAAACUCCUCGCCAAGAUUCCCAAAGAUGCCGAAGCUGUCCUUGUUUUAGUUGGUUGUGUUGAGUUUCUGGAGCAGCCAGCCAUGGCCUUUGUCAGGUUGAAUGAGGCAGUCCUUCUGGAGUCGGUACUGGAGGUCCCCGUCCCUGUUCGCUUUAUUUUCGUCCUGCUUGGCCCCAUUCAGUCCAACGUGGACUAUCAUGAGAUUGGACGCUCCUUCGCCACUCUCAUGUCUGACAAGAGUUUCCACGAGGUGGCCUAUUUUGCUGAUGACAGACAGGACCUCCUGAAUGGUAUCAAUGAAUUCUUGGACUGCAGCAUCGUCAUUCCACCCUCAGAUGUGGAGGGCAAAGACCUCCUGAAGACUGUGGCUGACUUCCAGAAGCAGAUGUUGCGCAAGAGGAAGGAAAGAGAACUCAAGAGGCACCACUCCUCAUCUGGAAUGGAGCAGAACAACAAAGAGGUGAGUCCAGAGGAGGAGGAGGAGGGAGACCAGGAGGUGGACCCAUUAAAGCGCUCAGGGAUCCCUUUCGGAGGCCUGAUCCACGACAUCCGCCGCCGCUCCCCACACUACGUCAGCGACUUAAAAGAUGCCCUGGACAUGCAGUGCAUCGCUGCUGUCAUCUUCAUCUAUUUUGCUGCACUGUCGCCCACUAUUACAUUUGGAGGCCUGCUGGGGGAAAAAACAGAAGGCAUGAUGGGAGUGACUGAGCUUAUUGUGUCAACUGCAACUCUUGGAGUUAUAUUCUCGCUGCUUGCUGGUCAGCCCCUUCUCAUCAUAGGCUUCUCGGGACCCUUACUGGUGUUUGAAGAAGCCUACUACAAGUUCUGUCAGGCCCACAACUUUGAGUACCUGACUGGUCGAGUGUGGAUUGGUUUCUGGCUCAUCUUCAUUGUGCUGGUGAUUGUGGCAGCAGAGGGUAGCUUCCUUGUUCGUUACAUCUCGCCCUUUACCCAGGAGAUUUUUGCUUUCCUCAUCUCCCUUAUCUUCAUCUAUGAGACUUUCUCUAAGCUCAUCAAGGUGUUUAAGGAACAUCCACUGAUGGCAAUGUAUCCGACUGACUCCACCCCAGCUACUGGGCUUCAAGAUGUUGAUGACCCCAUCUUCAACCAGCCUAACACUGCUCUCCUGUCUCUGGUCCUCAUGAUGGGAACUUUCUUUGUUGCUUUCUUCCUCAGGAAAUUCCGAAACAGUCGGUUUUUGGGUGGCAAGGCCAGAAGAAUCAUUGGUGACUUUGGCAUCCCCAUCUCAAUUUUAGUUUCAGUAUUAGUGGAUUACGCCAUCACUGACACUUACACACAGAAACUCGAUGUGCCAUCAGGCUUCUCAGUCACCUCCCCUGACAAGAGAGGUUGGUUCAUCAGUCCCUUUGGUGACAAGCAGCCCUUUCCCACCUGGAUGAUGGGAGCUUCUGUUAUACCUGCCCUUCUCGUCUUCAUCCUCAUUUUCAUGGAAACUCAGAUCACUUCAUUGAUAGUCAGUAAGAAGGAGCGUCGCUUGGUUAAAGGCUCAGGCUUCCACCUGGAUCUUCUGCUCAUCGUCAUUCUGGGUGCCAUCUGUCCUCUUUUCGGCCUGCCGUGGCUCACUGCGGCCACUGUGCGCUCUGUCACUCAUGUCAACGCCCUCACUGUCAUGAGCAAAGCCACGGCGCCUGGCGAAAAGCCCAUGAUCCAGGAGGUGAAAGAACAGAGGCUGACUGGACUUCUUGUGGCUGUUCUUGUUGGUAUGUCCAUAGUGAUGACAGACGUGCUCCGCCUCAUCCCUCUGGCUGUGCUCUUCGGCAUCUUCCUGUACAUGGGGGUCACCUCACUGACAGGCAUCCAACUGUAUGAACGCAUCACACUUAUGGUCACGCCCGCCAAACAUCACCCUGACCACAUCUACGUCACCAAGGUGAAGACAUGGCGUAUGAACAUGUUUACCAUCAUUCAGCUGGCGUGCAUCGUGGCUCUGUGGGUAGUGAAGUCUACCGUGGCCUCCCUGGCAUUCCCCUUCGUCCUCAUCAUGACGGUGCCGCUGCGCCGCCUCAUCCUCUCCAGGAUUUUCGAGGAACGUGAGCUCCAGGCGCUGGAUUGCGACGAGGAUUCUCCCAACUUUGAUGAAGAUGGACGAGAUGAGUACAACGAGAUCCACAUGCUUGUAUAAAUUUAAAUUGGUCCCAGCCAAUAUGACUUCCUCUAUCCUCCAACUCAUUUUAACCAAUCAGAGCAAGCCUCUUUGGAAACGGUGACAAAGCGAGAGGAGCUACCGUAAUGGUGUUUGUAAAAUAUUCAAAGGCUAUAGCUGGAUAAUCACCUCUUACCUUUGUUUAUUCCAGUUUUUUUUAAAGAACACACCUAAUGUUAGAUCUCUGUGGUGGUGGUGUUGUGUUAAACUCCCUGAAGAUGUUAUUCUGUCAGAAGCCAGAAAAUAGCCCCAAGAACCCUACCUGGGCUGGACGAUGUAAAUCUAGCAAAAAACGUAACUUACAUGAACACUUUAUCCAACUUCUUAUCCUAUCGAUCCCUUUAAUUACUCUGCAGGUUCUGGGCAUAAGUGCAAUGAUGAUGGUGACCUGGGCAUAAGUGCAAUGAUGAUGGUGACCUCUAGGUGUACAGCGGGCUGGAUGAUUCAGAUGUAUUUUGUCCCGAAAGCGGGAAAUAGGGUCAAUUUGCUUUCAUUUCACUUCAUUCAGGAAGCGGAUUUUCAUCAAAAUUCAUAAUUGUCCAGAUGAAUUGACACUAAAUCUCAAAGCCCUGAAUUCCACUGUCUAUGUAGUUUAGCUGUCGUUUUCUGUUACCCUACUGCCAUUGCCUAUAGGUUGCAAUGAUGUGCAAACAAAGAGUUAAGUAGCCUUUUUCCUUUCUGUACAGACAUUUAGCAAUGAGCACUGGGCAAAAGUUCACCUUUUUUGCUGCCAUCCGAGUUCCCUGGCACAAAGCCUCCUCUCUAAAUGUAGUCUCCCCUUGAAGCCAACAGCUCUACAGAGACUGUGCAAGCCUCUUCAAGGGGUGUUACUGUACUUUGUUAGGUGUUUAAUGCUCAACAUACCAGACUAACCCCACAUUUAUUGUGACCUUGGAUGUAUAAGUAAAUAACUAACAUGGUCUCAACCUUAUUUUUCUACUUUGUUGUAUCUAUUUAUUUUGUGACCUUUGGACUUAAUGCCAUGCCAGAUUAUCAGUGAUGUUUAGACUCCAAAUAGCUUAAACAUAAAAUAAAAAGAACAUUCUGUAGGUUGACACAUUCAAAACAGAAAAUAUGUCAUUAUUCAUCCAUUCUUUCAUCUUCUCAGCAAUAUUUCCAUAGCGUGGUGCAUUUUUCACAGAUGUCAUGAAUAGUAUAAUAACACACUUGACUGGAAAAGCAUAAAAACUAAGCAAACACACAAGUACUGAAAACACUGGGGAACAGUUGAGUGUUGGCAGGAUGUAUGAAUGAUGCAUUGUACAGUAAGACUGAGCUUGGAAUUAUAAUGUAACAUCUGUGUUCAGAGUUGUUUUGAAAUACCCAGAAAUUUAGUUUUCACCUCCUAUAUUGCGAGCCUACUAUAGAAAUUUAAUUACCAUUCAGCCAUGACACCAUUUUCAGAAACCUUACUUCUGCCACAUAGAAACACCAGACUCAAAAUUUCACAAGAUAUAAUAAUAAAAUAUAAUAAUUCAUUAACAAGUUGUGCACAGAUUUGUGUGAUGCUCUUAUUUAAGUAGAAGAGGAAGUAAUUCAGUGAUUUUACUAAAAGGCCCAUGUGUUAGACUACACACGGUCCACUCAAAAUACUUGUUGUGUGGACAUUAGAUUAAAGCCUGAGGCUGUGAAUGAAAGGAGGCCUAAAUGAAUUACAUACAUUCUGACGAUUCUGGGAUGCUUUUUCAAACAUGUGGUAAUAAAGUUUU
Siniperca chuatsi (mandarin fish) is the source of this 6043-nucleotide messenger RNA. It is a transcript of the gene slc4a3, whose product is annotated as solute carrier family 4 member 3. The transcript is spliced from 23 exons. The record is from RefSeq and is a predicted model, not a curated record. Gene Ontology annotation, biological process: regulation of intracellular pH; bicarbonate transport; monoatomic anion transport. NCBI's taxonomy places the organism in Eukaryota, Metazoa, Chordata, Actinopteri, Centrarchiformes, Sinipercidae. Bases 573 to 4313 code for a protein of 1246 amino acids. Gene Ontology annotation, molecular function: solute:inorganic anion antiporter activity; monoatomic anion transmembrane transporter activity. Gene Ontology annotation, cellular component: plasma membrane.